AUGGAAUUCAUAGCCGCAUGGCCAGCAACAACAUUUUCAGCUGUUCUAGUAGCAUCAGAGGUUGUCCAGGUGCAGAUGCCCCCUCUUUCAACGUAUGUUGAGUUUGCCAGCCUGGUUGUUGGGUCCAUUGCAGUGGCUCUUGCAGUGAAGCCAGUACGUCGCUGGAAAGCAGAGGCUUUUCGGACUGCAUGGCUGCUGUUUCUAUUUCUGUGUUCAAGCGCUUCUCUCCUACAUGGUUGGUACAACUCUAUGCAGGAGAGAUACUACGCACAGGACUGCUAUAUUCAGGGGAUGCAGGGGUGUAGGUAUCCGCGGUACACAUGGUUGGACAUGCUCUACGAGCUGCUGUUCCGCGAGCAAUGUAUGCUUCUGCUGAUGGCGGAUGCUGGUACAUUUGCGAACCUGGAUAAGGAAUGUUACAGUGUUUUCCGCGAAAGAUUGAAGAUGUGUGCGAAGGUGGCUGCCCAGUGCUUGAUUUUGGCAAUCGGCUUGGGCGCGAUCAUUGUUGCUGACUCGAGACCUUUAGGAAAACAACUUCCAGACGAGGCUACGAUGCUGGCAGAGGCACGCGCUGAAGAGAUGACCAAAACAAGUGGUGCCUAUGAUCGCCUUGAGCAUAGGUGUCUAGCAGAGCUGAAGGAUCGAUGA
Messenger RNA from Durusdinium trenchii, 648 nucleotides. The record is from the annotation of a GenBank genome assembly. Lineage: Eukaryota; Dinophyceae; Suessiales; Symbiodiniaceae.